This is a messenger RNA of Eruca vesicaria subsp. sativa (arugula), 744 nucleotides long. The record is from the annotation of a GenBank genome assembly. Lineage: Eukaryota; Viridiplantae; Streptophyta; Magnoliopsida; Brassicales; Brassicaceae.
UGCGUGGUAGGUGGUGAAGUGAGUGGUUCUACCUCUACCAACACCAACUUAAAAGCAGGGGUUGGCGAAAGACAGUGACACUUUUACAGUACUAAAAUAAACUCAUCUUUGUCUGAUUAAAAGUCAGUAAAUCACACCUAACUUCUUGGGAUCAUUUCUGUUACUAUAAAGCAGUGAGCAACACAAGAACAAGAACCUGCGACCACUUUUGUCUGAGCAGAGCAGAAGAUCAUGAAGGUGAUAGACAAGAUCCAGUCCCUAGCCAAUGAAGGCAAAACAGCCUUCUCCUUCGAGUUCUUCCCUCCCAAGACAGACGAGGGAGUAGACAACCUCUUCGAGCGUAUGGACCGUAUGGUCGCUUACGGUCCCACUUUCUGCGACAUCACUUGGGGAGCUGGUGGAUCUACUGCUGAUCUCACGCUUGACAUAGCUUCCAGGAUGCAGAACGUUGUCUGUGUUGAGAGCAUGAUGCAUCUCACCUGCACUAACAUGCCUGUGGAGAAGAUAGACCACGCGCUUGAGACUAUUAAGGGUAAUGGGAUUCAGAAUGUUCUUGCUCUUAGAGGUGAUCCUCCUCAUGGUCAUGAUAAGUUCGUGAAAGUUGAAGGAGGGUUUGGUUGUGCUUUGGAUCUUGUGAAUCAUGUUAGGAGUAAGUAUGGUGAUUACUUUGGGAUCACUGUUGCUGGUUAUCCUGGUAUGAUCACACCCUCUCACUCUCAUCUUUGUGUGAUUGAUAUGUGUUGA